Molecule: messenger RNA, 1749 nt
Organism: Boeremia exigua
Lineage: Eukaryota; Fungi; Ascomycota; Dothideomycetes; Pleosporales; Didymellaceae
Exons: 1
Coding region: 1-1749 (582 amino acids)
Source: RefSeq, a predicted model, not a curated record
AUGUCUUUCGAACCGUUGCCCGACCACUACAAGGCCCUUGGGAUAGACCGGACCGCCGAUGCCGCCACCAUCAAGAAGACAUAUCGCAAGCUGGUCCUCACCUGCCAUCCCGACAAGGUCACAGACGAGGCCCUGAAGGCGCAGAAACAAGAUGAGUUUCACAAGAUCCAGCAAGCCUACGAGACCCUGAGCGACGAUACGCGCAGGGCAACCUACGAGGCCGAGCUGAAGCUGCAGCAGCUGCGCCGCGAGAAGCUUGCCAGGACUGCCAGCGGCACCACUGUCGAGCCCAAGAGCGCACGCUUCCAGCAGCCCACCUCUGGAGGCUCAUACACCGCCAACACCUCAGCCCGCUACACCACCGAAGAACGCCGACCUACGGGAGCAUCAUCGUCGCGCCAUAACGAUUAUGACGACGAGCGCUACCACGGCACCCACAAGACAGACUCGCACUUCGCGUCGCCAAGACGCUCCUCGCCGAGACCCACCCCAUCAUCACGCUCGUCGCGGGAAAAGUACGAAAAGGAGGUACGAAGAGAAAAGCCCUCCGACCGCACACGCUCGAGCACGACCAAGGCCCGCGACAGCGAGCGCCGGGACCGCACAGGCAGAUUCCCUCAUGAUAGCGAGGGAUCGUCUGGUGAGGACCGUGCGCGUCUGGAGCGCGAGCGUGCCUAUAAGACACGCGCUGCCGAAGACGACUCGCAAAGGCGUGAGGAGCGCCGCAGAGACGAUCGCCGACACGACGACUACGAGAACACCACGCCACGCAAGUUGAGCGUGCAGCAAGAUGAUGCUAUUCGCUACAUCCACAAGUCUCGCGCUGAAGCGGAAGCCAACUUGCGUCCAUCGCCUGUUAGGACCGCAUCAAGGGACUACUACGAGCCUAGUAGCCGCUCCUCUAGGCACCGAGAGGUUCGACCGGAGCCUGCGCCACGCAGGUCAUCUGCCCGUCCCAAGGAGCGCUCCAGCAUGCCCUCUCGUCGUGAUACAGACCGCGGCAACCUGGAAGUCGUUGACUGGGACGAUCGACGACCAUCCUUCAAGCAGUCGGCUUCGUCACCAGCAGAUAUCCGGAUUCCAGUCACGCCUCAGCGCUCCGCGACUGAGUCAUACCGACGCUCAGAACGUUCGCCACCUCCCCGCUUCCCCGGUCUAAGCCGCUCCGCCACCAUGCCCACUGUCCCUGUUGCAGAAGCUGGAGGAUCGCGUCGCGAAGCCAAGGGUUAUCCUCGCCAGUCAGGCCUCCGAAAUGAGGCCAAUGGCAGCCCUGAGCGCGAUGCUUACCCGACUGUUCCGGCGCCUCAGCAAAGCAACAAGACAUAUUAUUCCUACAGCCCAGCUGACGGAGGCGUCAAAGCCAUGGAUCCACCUCACCGCACUAUCCUCCGCGAACCAGAACGCGUUCGCCACCGCUCGCCCUCGCCCAUCGGCAAACCACCAAUGGGCGCCAACCGCCCCACGCUUCAUUCUGCAAAGACCUACGCACCCAGUGGCCGCACGAGCCGCCAGGCGUCGCCUGUGCGAGACGAUCGCGGACGUUCCAAUCAGAUGAAGUACGGCGAAGUGUCGUCGGACUACACACGCAGGAGAGGCAUGCCCGAGCGCCAAUCGAGCUUCGAUCCGCACAAUGUGACCUACGCCCCUAGCUUUGGACCUGAGGAUAUCAGGUGGGCGCCAAAGCGCGGAGAUGAGAGGUACUCGGAUCGCAAGCCCACUCUUGGCCGCACCACAACAUCCGUCUACUGA